AUGACAACUGCACCACCGGUGCAUCACCCUGUCCCCGACAGUGGUAUACCCGGCCAUCUUGUUAAUCAUAUUCCUCGUUAUCACCCCAUUGCCAUGAAUCCCAAUCCGCCUCACCAAAUGCCACCCCCAGAGCAGAUGGUGCAAAGCCACCAUUUCCGUCACUUUGCACCGCCUAUGCAUGAGCAUCACCCCCCACCUGGAGUACCGUCUGUACACAAUGCGGCUGCCGCUACUCUGGAACAUAUUGAAGCCCGUCUCCGGCAUCUAGAGCAUGAGGAAAUGUCCCGGAAUGCUACUCGCAGUCGGAUCCUGGCAAUGCGCAAACAUGAAGAUGAGGAGUUUCGGUCAAUGACAGAGCGGGCUGAGGCAGAGGAAGAGGCAACGCAAGAAGUUAAAGAGAGAAUCCAUGGGGUUAGGGCUGAAUGCUGCGGCCGACUCGCCGCCUCUGCGGCCUACACCACCUCGUCGUUUAUCAGAGACCAGUGCAGCGACAACAUUGGCUUUCUUCAAACAGCAAAGCCCCCCGAGCCUCGCCAAGCUCCCCUUCCACCUUCAUCUCAGGCACCGCCGCCCUCCAUGCCACCACCACCGCAUAUGCUCGCUCAACCUCAUCAUCAAGCUCCCCCUCCCCCGCCAUCUCAGCACCAGCACCAAAUGCUCCCCCAUGAGUCAUUACACAGUGCAGGUUCCAUCCGCCGCAAGCAAAAAUACACCAUCAAAAAUGUAGAGGCAUGGGGCGAGCGCCACGGCCGGCCAGCAGCUCAUGACCCGUCAGGACGGGCGUUGUGGAAGCGACCCUCCGACGCAAGUUUAGUAUAUCUGACUUGUCCCAUCCACGGCUGCGGGAAAUCCGACUUUGUCACCCUCCACGGCUUCAUGUGCCACCUCACCAAGAAACACAAAGACCGCACUCUGGGCAGCCAGUCCCGCGCCCUCGAAGUCUGCGGUGUAGUCUACGACCCAAAUGCCCCCCUCCCACCAGUCAUGAACAACCACCGCGCCUCAACAGAAGGAAGCCCCCCGGACUCGAUCCCCCUGGACAAUGAAGACCCAAAUGACGAGGACAUGGACUCCGACUCCGAAGGCGAGGUCGAGCGCGAAAAUGCCUAUCGAGUCAAAACCGAGACCUUAGAUCGGUUCAUGCCCGAUGCCGAGAGCACACCCUCUGAGACCGCCAUGGCAACACCCCCCAAGCCCACCAAUAAAUCAACCAAGCAAUCUAUCUCCUCCAUCAUCGACCGCACGCCAGAAACCGAACCCAGAGAGGCGCUGGCACCCCUACCACCCUCCGAACCUGCUUCCCAGGGACCGUCGCCCACACCCACAGAGUCGUCAGUGCCAUCAAAACGCAAGUACGAGUUCUCGCCAGCAGCAGCGGAAAAAGAAAACGCACAGCCUUGA
This is a messenger RNA of Penicillium paradoxum, 1401 nucleotides long. RefSeq lists its product as uncharacterized. The transcript has 2 exons. NCBI's taxonomy places the organism in Eukaryota, Fungi, Ascomycota, Eurotiomycetes, Eurotiales, Aspergillaceae. The coding region runs from base 1 to 1401 and encodes 466 amino acids. The record is from RefSeq and is a predicted model, not a curated record.